AUGUUUAAACAAUUGGGGAUAUUUGAAAUUGUUUCAUUGUGUUUGGUGGCUGGCCGGUUUAAUCAGAUUUCGGAACCGCACACUACUACUACCUGCGAAGAAUUUGAACAAAACGCCAAAUUUGAUCCUCAGGCAAUUGUCGACUCUAUGUGGAAAAUCGUGUAUUUUUGGUCGAACACCACAGAAGUGCGACCGAUAAUAUUUUCGUUAGUGUCAAAAAAGAGAUUAAAUAAAUUCAAAGCUAUAGUGGAAACGUUAGACCGUCAUCUAGAAAUCGAGUGGCAUCGAGCGAUAAUCAUGAUGGAGCCUCGACCAGGUGUUCAAGCACUUUUCAUUUAUGCUGGCACGCCAGGUGCAUUUCGAGCCGUCAUUAAAAUUGAACAGCGCGAUAAAGUGCGGCCAUAUCCGGAACCACUCCUGAAAUUUGCUGAUUUACGAUUAAAAUUAGUAGGGCGGUAUUUGGGUAUGAUAUGCUGCGAAGACUUGACUGCUUUUGUACUGACUAGAGUCAAUGAAGUACCUUCAACGGAAGAAGGUUGUAUAGCUGCAGCUAGUUAUCUUGGGCUUCGCGGACUAGGAGGAAGAUCACAUUUGUAUCAUAACAGAUUAAGGAGUGAUCUAUAGAUUAAGUGCAAUAACAUUGUAAAAAU
Messenger RNA from Melitaea cinxia (Glanville fritillary), 650 nucleotides. RefSeq lists its product as uncharacterized. The transcript is spliced from 3 exons. NCBI's taxonomy places the organism in Eukaryota, Metazoa, Arthropoda, Insecta, Lepidoptera, Nymphalidae. Bases 1 to 624 code for a protein of 207 amino acids. The record is from RefSeq and is a predicted model, not a curated record.